This is a messenger RNA of Cervus elaphus (red deer), 1839 nucleotides long. RefSeq names its product cationic amino acid transporter 3-like. Lineage: Eukaryota; Metazoa; Chordata; Mammalia; Artiodactyla; Cervidae. The record is from RefSeq and is a predicted model, not a curated record. Gene Ontology annotation, molecular function: amino acid transmembrane transporter activity. Gene Ontology annotation, biological process: transmembrane transport; amino acid transport. Gene Ontology annotation, cellular component: plasma membrane. The transcript is spliced from 11 exons.
AUGCUGCAUCAGUACGUUCGCCAACGUGGUCAGAAGCUGGUCCACAGGCGGCCACUGGAGCCAAUAGCGGAGUCUGAGAGUCCUGCAGCUCAUCUAAACACACUGGACCUGGUGGGCUUCGGUGUGGCCAGCACCUUGGGAGCAAGUGUGUACAUCGUGGCUGGUGCUGUGGCCAAAUACAUAGCUGGACCAGCGACCAUCAUCUCCCUCUUGGUGGCUGCCCUGUCUUGUGUGAUGUGUGGGCUCUGCUAUGCAGAGUUAUGGGCCAGGGUACCAUGUUCUGGUUCUGUGUAUCUCUACAGCUAUGCCACCAUGGGACAACUGUGGGCCUUCAUCAUUGGCUAGAACCUCAUCCUGUAUUUAGUCAUUGGCACUGCCAGUUUGUCCAAAGUGUGGAGCAUCACCUUUGACAGCCUGAUUGGAAAUCACAUCUCUCAGGCGUUAGAGGAGACUUUCUCUCCAUAUAUGCCCUCUUUCCUGGCCACGUUCCCAGACUUUGUUGCUCUGGCCCUGUUGCUGGUGAUGAUCGGAGUAAUGCUUCUGGGACCUCACGCAUCACCGCUGAUCAUCAUAGUGUUCACAGGCAUCAACAUUUUUGUUCCAAUCUUCACGAUCAUCUCUGGCUUCAUUAAGGGAGACCUGCACAACUGGCAGCUCACAGAACAGGACUACAGACUGAACACAUCCGGAUCCAGUGACAUCUAUAGCUUGGGCCCUCUCGGUUCUGGAGGGUUUGUGCCCUUUGGCUUUGAUGGGAUUCUCCGAGGAGCAGCCCUAUGCUUCUACUCAUUUGUUGGUUUUGAUGGCAUCGUCAUGAAAGGGAGAGAAGCCCGAAAUCCUCAGCGUUCCAUCACUUUGAGCAUGGUGAUCUCCAUCUUCAUUGGCUUUUUGGCGUACUCUGGUGUCUCAGCAUCAGUCACCCUCAUGGUGCCCUACUACCAGAUUCAUCCUUUCAGCCCCUUACCACAGGCUUUUCUCCACGUCGGGUGGGACCCUGCUGGAUACGUCAUGGCUGUUGUCUUCUUGUGUGCUCUUUUAUACAGCCUCCUGGGCACCAUAUUUUACAUGUCUCAGUUGAUCUGUGCAAUGGCCAAGGACGGGCUCCUUUUCCGGGGCCUUGCCCAGAUCCAUGCCCGCACCGGCACCCCUGUCAUGGCCAUUAUGUCUUCUGUAAACCUCGCAGCCAUCAUGGUGUUACUCUUGGACCUCCGUCAUAUUGUGGAACUCAUGUUAACUGGGAUCAUGCUUGCUUAUACCCUCGCGACUUUUUCUGUGCUUAUCCUCAGGUACCAACCAGACCCGAAGGAGAAAACAGGGGAGGAAACUGAGAUGGAGCCUAAAGCUGAAGAAAGUCUUUUGGACUCUGUACCUGAAGCAGGAACCUCAAAUGUUCUAAAGAGUCUGUGGUUCCCUACCAGCACCAUCUCCACCCAGAAAUCUGGCCAGAUUAUCUAUGGAUGUGCCUUCCUGCUUGUUCUCCUGCUGAUAAUCCUGAGUGUGAUCCUGGCCCAGUGGCCCAGCCAAGUGUUCUCUGGAGACCCCGUGCUCACAACAGUGGCUGUGCUGAUGUUGCUGCUCAUCACUGGGGUCACAGUCAUCAUCUGGAGACAGCCCCAGAACCCGUCUUCUCUUCACUUCAAGGCCCCUGCUCUGCCUGUCCUCCCACUGGUGGGCACCUUCAUGAACGUUUACUUGAUGAUGCUGAUCACCUCUGGGGCCUGGGCCCUAUUUGGAGUCUGGAAUGCCAUUGGAUCUAUCAUAUACUUUGGAUAUGGGAUCCGACACAGCCUGGCAGGGAACAAUUAUCAACAGCCACCAGCCUCCACCUCCCAGACUUAA